Ziziphus jujuba (common jujube) is the source of this 444-nucleotide messenger RNA. Its product is annotated as secreted RxLR effector protein 161-like. The record is from RefSeq and is a predicted model, not a curated record. The transcript has 2 exons. The coding region runs from base 1 to 444 and encodes 147 amino acids. NCBI's taxonomy places the organism in Eukaryota, Viridiplantae, Streptophyta, Magnoliopsida, Rosales, Rhamnaceae.
AUGGAGGUGAAUGCUAAGCUAUCUGCAUAUGAAGGAAAAGACUUGGAGGAUGCUACUAUGUACCAACAAUUGGUAGGAAGUCUUAUCUAUUUAACACUGACGCGGCCAGAUAUUUCAUUUGCAGUUGGAGUUGUAAGUCGGUAUAUGCAAAGUCCAAAGAAACCUCACUUGGAAGCAGUCCGAAGAAUAUUAAGGUACGUUAAAGGCACUAUAAACUUGGGGCUUCUGUAUAAAAGAGGAGAGGAAUGCAAGUUAGUUGGUUACUGUGAUGCCGACUAUGCUGGAGAUCAUGAUACACGACGAUCGACUACUGGAUAUAUAUUCAGCCUUGGUUCAGGAGCAAUAUCUUGGUGCAGUAAAAGACAACCAACUGUGUCUCUGUCAACUACAGAAGCAGAAUAUAGAGCAGCUACUAUGGCAGGGCAGGAAGGUGGUGAUGUAUGA